Messenger RNA from Humulus lupulus (European hop), 1013 nucleotides. Its product is annotated as nifU-like protein 1, chloroplastic. Gene Ontology annotation, cellular component: mitochondrion. Gene Ontology annotation, biological process: iron-sulfur cluster assembly. The transcript is spliced from 3 exons. Gene Ontology annotation, molecular function: iron ion binding; iron-sulfur cluster binding. Lineage: Eukaryota; Viridiplantae; Streptophyta; Magnoliopsida; Rosales; Cannabaceae. The coding region runs from base 97 to 774 and encodes 225 amino acids. The record is from RefSeq and is a predicted model, not a curated record.
UGGGACCUAAAACUUGUUGAAAUAACAAAACUUGAUGACUUUUAUUCCAUCCUUAUCAAUUUUAGACUCGAGGAAGAAAAAGUCCAAGCUUUAACCAUGGCUUCUCUCUCAGCUACUACCACCGGAAUCCUCAAAUCCCCAUCGUCUUCUUCUCCGAUAAUCCUACUCAAAUCUCAUCAAUACCCACAAUUCAUAUCGGUGAAACAACGUGGUCUAACCUCUCAAAACAAGACCAUCUCAAAAACAGCAAUUGGAGCUUCGAACCCAAGCGCGCCGAUUGGUCCUUCUUCUUCUACUUCGCCAGGACUUUAUUCUGCCCAGAAAUUCGAACUCACAGCUCAAAACGUUGACUUGGUUCUCGAGGACGUACGACCUUAUCUCAUUUCUGACGGUGGCAACGUCGAUGUCGUGUCCGUCGAAGAUGGUGUCGUUUCUCUCAAACUUCAAGGGGCAUGCGAAAGUUGUCCUAGCUCUACAACAACCAUGACAAUGGGGAUUGAACGUGUACUAAAAGAAAAGUUUGGAGACACGCUUAAGGAAAUCCGCCAAGUCUAUGAUGAAGAGGUGAAAGAGACAACUGCUGAGGCGGUGAACCGGCAUCUUGACAUUUUGAGACCAGCCAUAAAGAACUUUGGUGGAAGCGUGGAAGUCUUAUCUGUUGAAAAUGGGGAUUGCUUUGUUAACUAUGUUGGCCCCGAGUCGAUUGGAUCUGGUGUCAAAGCUGCAAUUAAGGAGAAGUUCCCUGAUAUUGUAAACGUUGUGUUCAAACAGUAGACUUUUCUCUUUAUUAGAAGAUCUGAGCAAAUUACUUGUUCUACAUUGUCACCAUAAGUAAAUAUUGCAUUUAUUUUUGGAUAAAAUUUUGGGAACAUUACUCUGUUAUUUACAUACAUUUUUCCUUUGUAGAUGAUUAUGUCAAGACAUAUAAUAGCUCUUUUCACAUUAUGUAUACAUACAUUCAUGAAAAAUGAGAUCAACAGACUCAACCCUGGGUGAAUUCUCUUCCAGCUUCA